CUUACAUAUCAAGAUUAUACCUAUAAGGUUGCAUUUUCACUCUAAGUUCUAAGUGCUGUGUUUUAAAUAGUGGGAAUAUAUUUCUCAGUCAUCAAACAGUUUGCAUAAAGGAAUCUCGGAGAAGCGAGAUGUCAAUCAAAGUAGACGAAAAUGACCCAGUUGGAGAAUUGGAGCCCAGUUUCCCCUACAGAGAUGUCAUAAUUAAAAGAAAUGUGGACAUGAAAGAGUUUUAUGACUUGGAAGAUGAAAUCGGCAGAGGAAAGUUCGGGACGGUGUACCGAUGUAGAGAGAAGAGCACCGGGUUGACGUUGGCCGCUAAAUUUGUUGGCAUCGCAAGACGAGAAGACAGAAGAAAUGUGGAGAGGGAAGUGGACAUAAUGAGAAUGCUGCAACAUCCGAGAAUCAUCCAAUUGUACGACGCCUUCGAGUCCAGCAACGUCAUGUGCGUCGUACAAGAACUUAUUGAAGGAGGGGAACUAUUCGACAGGGUGAUUGGAGACGACUUCAUCCUCACAGAAAAAUCUUGUACAGUCUUUGUCAGACAGAUCUGCGAAGGAGUUGCCUUCAUACAUUCUAAAAACAUCCUUCAUCUUGAUUUAAAGCCAGAAAACAUCCUGUGUCUAACACGGACAGGUAACAGGAUAAAGAUUAUAGACUUCGGUCUGGCGAGGCAGUUUGAUCCCAGCAAGAAGCUACAAGUCCUGUUCGGAACUCCGGAGUUUGUCGCUCCGGAAGUCGUCAACUUUGACUCCAUCGGCUUUGGAACUGACAUGUGGAGCGUGGGAGUUAUCUGUUAUGUUUUGUUGUCCGGACUGUCUCCGUUCAUGGGCGAGACCGAUGUUGAAACAAUGGCCAACGUAACAAUCGCUCAGUACGAUUUUGACGAUGAAGCUUUCGAUGACAUCUCCGAAGACGCAAAAGACUUCAUCAGAAAACUGCUCGUCAAAAGCAGAGAAGGGCGCUACACGGCGGCCGAGUGUUUGUGUCAUCCCUGGCUGGCUCGAAGACCUCCGCUGCAGCCGCUACUGGACACUACCAAGGACAACCUGCGCGACACGGUGGAGAGUUGGGGCAAGAGAGAGACGAGUCCGACACAAGUGAUUGUCCACAACUUACCACCGACACCUCCCGUCACACCUGUCAAACUUGAGCUUGUCCCGACACCCGUGGAGCAUGUGCCUGUAGCAACAGAAGACGCUACCCCGCCUGCGCCUACCAGUGUAGCUACUUCUAGUGUCACCUCACCUGCUACUGACUCAUCUGCGACUGAAGAAAAAGAGCCUCCGAAAGUCGUAAUCGAGCAAAAACCUUCUGAAGAUUCUACCAAAGGAUCAAAGAAUGCUGGUGACCUCCAAUCGCCAAGUCCGUCAAAACAAGCAAAGAUAGAUUUGGUACCUGUUAAAAGCAAAGAGAUAAAAGACACGGGCCCGGAAGAAGUGAAAGUAAGCACAUUUUCUUGGACUAAGAAACCAUCUGGGAUUCAAUCACAAAAGAGCCUUCCAGAGGGGAAACCUCCGGUUAAAACCAGUUCCAAAUCGGAAGAGGAAAAAGUUUCAUCAAAGUUUCCGUUGAAGCCUUCAGGGUCUGCGUCGAACACUGGUCUUUUUAACUCGAGGAUCCAACAGGGAGGGACGCAAAUUAAUAUAACCAAGAAAAAUUUAAAUACCAGCCCUCAACCGAAGAUCGCGGGAAUAGUUCUCGGACAAACACAUCCUAGAGGUUCAGAGAGUUCAGGGAAGGAUACGAAGCGAGAAAGUGAGGCUACAGUUACUAAACCUAAAAUAAUCACACACAAAAUAUUUGUUGAAGGUAAAGACGCAGAGACUUCAACCACCGCAAAACCUAAAGAACCUGUGAAACUUUCAAACCCGAUCAACAUUGAUACGCAAAAAUUGAACCCGCUUCUACGUAAUCUUCAAACAGACCGAUUCGAAAGGCGGUGUUCAGAUAUUUCGUGCUUUAUGCAUGACAUAGAAAACUCAAUCGAUGGUGCGAGCAUCAUGAGCGAAAUAAAAAAACUGUCCACGAGACUCUUUGAGAGCGAUCUGUUGGACGAAUCUAACAACAACAGCAGUAGUUUUCUGCGCCAGAUAGCAAACCGUGGGGUAGCUCCUAAAAGGCCAAAGUUCCGGGUGACGAAUUUGAACAGAGAUGUUCCAAUAGGUUCUCCUCCGCCGGCGACAAACAUGACUUAUUUUAUUCCUCCGAACCCUUUGACUCCAGAGUCUUGUCAGACCCAUUCUGCACCUCAGACGCCUAGAAGUUCGCCUGAGCGAGUAACCGAGCCUCUCAACAAAGACGUCAUCUUGCGGUUAUUCGACAAACUGGAAGGUCACUCGGAGAAUUCUUCAGCGGAAUCCGUCUCUCAAACUAAACAUAGAUCGAGUGAGAAGAAAACCAAAGUUACCUCGAUAAGUUCUAAGUAAAAGCGUAUUCUGACCAAACAAAUGUGAUACUCGGACAAGUCAAACUGGGCUGUGCAUGAAAUUCAUUCUAGUUCAAGUUUGUAAAUAUUUUUAACACCAGAUGUUGCCUUAGGUUGUAUUUAUUGUACUUUUAAAUUUUAAACAUACAGUAACAGUAUUUCUUUUUAACCUAUCCCUUGGCAGAUAUGUGCCUGAAUAUUUCCUAAACACAUGCGGUUGGAACAAAAGUAUGACAUAUAAAAGUACCGGUACUCAAUAUUUUAUCAAUUUGAAACAAUUAUCGUAGCUGCAACAAAAACACAAUUGCAUGUACUUCAAAAACUGUGAAGAGCAACAUUCACACCGGGUCUUUUUAAACUUGUCAUAUUGUUAGCUGUUAUGUUUUCUAGUCAUAUUUUGUUGUGCCAAAAGUUUUGUUAUUAAUGAAUGUAAUUUCAACAAGGCUGAUUCAACUAGUCUACGAGUUUUAUACCGUUCUGUUAAUAAUAAAUGCAAGUUGAUGAUGAGUCUUAGAAAAAAUACUUCAUCCCUAUCACGAAGACAAAAUAUAUUUUUUUCUAGCCUGUUAUAUGAAUAGCACUAACAUUUUAAAGAUUUGUGAGAAUAGCGUUAAUAGACUACAAAAAUAAGACAACCCCAGUAUUAUUUAUUUAAGUUUAUUUUAUGUUCUUUUCAUUCAAUCACUAGUUUAUGUUUAGUUAAUUACAUCCAACCAUUAAAAAUCUGACUUUCCUAAGGCAGUAAGUAAAAGGUGUGACAACAUGUAACUUAUAGCAAUAGUCAGUGAUAUUUUAAAUUAAUGAAAGUACAACUUCAAUAAACUUUCCCUUCAAUUCCCUUUUUUUCUACAACUCUAUCUUUUGAGUGCAAUAAAACUAACACUAGCAAUAUAUUUUAUUGUAAAAAUGUUCAAAGGAUCAAAUAUAUUUUAAUUUACUUCAUAGAAUUACUUAACUUGUAUUUGUAUGUGUAUAAUUGUAAAUUUGUAAUAAA
Molecule: messenger RNA, 3419 nt
Organism: Macrosteles quadrilineatus (aster leafhopper)
Lineage: Eukaryota; Metazoa; Arthropoda; Insecta; Hemiptera; Cicadellidae
Product: calcium/calmodulin-dependent protein kinase type 1G-like
Exons: 8
Coding region: 129-2426 (765 amino acids)
Biological process (GO): positive regulation of apoptotic process; protein phosphorylation; intracellular signal transduction
Cellular component (GO): nucleus
Molecular function (GO): protein serine/threonine kinase activity; ATP binding
Source: RefSeq, a predicted model, not a curated record